Rotaria sordida is the source of this 1308-nucleotide messenger RNA. Lineage: Eukaryota; Metazoa; Rotifera; Eurotatoria; Philodinida; Philodinidae. The record is from the annotation of a GenBank genome assembly.
AUGACGGAAACAACAGCUUAUCGAACAAAAAAAUCGAAUGAAACCUCUUCGAAAGGUCAAACAGCAUUUUAUCGUAAUGUUAUUUUACCUAGUAAAACUUAUAAAGAAAAACAUAAACUUCCAUUAAAUCAAAUAAAAAAUGCUGCAACAGCUUAUGAACACCAAUCAAUACUUCAAAAAGAAGAUACUGAAAAAUUUCGAAGUUCAUUAAAACGUCAAUUAUCAAUUGAUAUGCUUCGACAUGGUUAUCAUAAUUCAUUUCGUGAAUUAUGUGCUAUAUUAACAUGGCAAAAAGAAGAUCGUGAACGAUUAGGUGCUGAACAUCCACUUCAUGAACGACCAUUACUUGAUGGUGAACCAGAUAAAUUACGUUUUCUUUGUUCACAUCUUAAUAAAGCUGAAGAAGCUGAACGACGAUGUCAAUAUUCAAAUAUGUAUCAUAAUUAUCUUGAAUUAGCAUCGUAUUUUUUAAAAAGUGAUGAUCGUUGGCUUUCAGAUUCAUUCUAUGAAAAAUGUUUAUCAGUUGCUCAAACAUAUCGACAACUUGAUCCACAAUUAGCAGCUGAAGCACAUCUUAAUGUUGGUUUAGCAUAUGAAAGACGAGGUGAUUUAAUGAAAGCAUUACAUAGUUUUAUAAAAUAUCGUCAAUUAAGUGAAGAUUAUGAACAAUUAAAAGCUGAUGCUAGUCUUCAAUUAACACGUUUAUAUAUGAAAUUAGCUGAACGUCGAACUGAUAAUGAAUCACUUCAAUAUGUUGUUAAAGCAUAUGAAGCUUCAACACAAAGUGAUGAUAAAAAAGUUGAAAAUGAAACAAGUUAUAAAUUAGGACAAGCCUAUGUAGAACAUGGAAAUAUUGAUUUAGCAUUAAAAUAUCUUCAUAAAUAUUAUGAUUAUUGUCAACAAGUUAAUGAUGAUGAAGGUUUUGGUCAAGCAAGUGAAGCCUUAGCUAUUUGUUAUCAAAAAAAAGCUAAUGUAGAAAAAAGUACAGAAUAUUUAACACAAUAUUUACAAAAAGUAUCCGAUAAAGAAGGUGAUACACAAUAUGCAAGAGCAUGUAGUGCACUUGGUUUUAUUCAUAAUACAUUAAGUCAAUAUGAUUCAGCUAUUCAAUCAUUAAGUAAAGCUUAUAGUAUAUCAUUAGCUAAUAGUCAUGUUGAUCUUGAACGUAAUCGUGUUUUAUUUGGCAUAGCACAUGGUUUUAAAUUACGACCAUUUUUUGAUGAUCAUAUUGAUAGAAUGAAUACAAAAGAAUUACUUCAAUGGAAAUGUACAAGACAUGAAAGUUUUUUAACAAAACCAAAACCAUAA